CAUAAAUGCCUUUGAGUUAUCAAAGGUCACAGGAGGAAAAAGAAAGUCAUCUCAGGGACUGAAGUAGAUGAAGGAAGCAGCGUGACCUAAAUCUUUGUACGUGACGGAUAGCUGGUCCAGUUUAUUCCUAAACACUGAGAUUUGGCAACAUUGAUCAUCAUUGUCGGAGAAUUCUGCAACAACAGGUCAGAAUGGACGAGGAGUUCGCGAAACACCGCAUCAAGGAGCUCCAGCAGCAGCGGAUGAUGGUACAGAAAAAAACCUUCACCAACUGGAUAAACCAGAUUCUGUCAAAUAACCAGGUGCGGAUUUUCCUUACUGAUAUAUUCACUGAACUGAAAGAUGGUGUUGCCCUGAUUGCCCUACUGGAGACCAUCUCUGGAGAGAAGCUCAACAGACCAAACAGAGGCAGGAUGAGAGUCCACUAUCUGGAGAACAACAGCAGGGCCAUUGCCUUCCUGAAAACCAAGAUAAAUGUGGAGCUGAUUGGUCCUGAAAAUAUUGUGGAUGGUGACCGCACCCUAAUCCUGGGUCUGAUAUGGAUGAUUAUCCUGCGCUUUCAGAUUGCCUCCAUCACUCUGGAAGAGGAUGAGUCUGAUAGCAGCAGUGCCAAACGUUCUGCCAAGGAGGCUCUGCUGAUCUGGUGCCAGCGCAAGACAGCUGGAUACGAGAACGUUGAUGUCCAGGACUUCUCCUCCAGCUGGAAGGAUGGAUUGGCUUUCAAUGCACUAAUUCACGCUCACAGGGAGAAGGGGAAGAAGCCGCUCGGCUUCUUGCUCCUUCUCAUUACCAGUGACCUCCGUGAGAGACAUCAUGUGCUGGUUGAG
Molecule: messenger RNA, 827 nt
Organism: Rhincodon typus (whale shark)
Lineage: Eukaryota; Metazoa; Chordata; Chondrichthyes; Orectolobiformes; Rhincodontidae
Product: spectrin beta chain, non-erythrocytic 1-like
Exons: 6
Biological process (GO): actin cytoskeleton organization
Cellular component (GO): cortical actin cytoskeleton; cell junction; cell projection
Molecular function (GO): actin filament binding
Source: RefSeq, a predicted model, not a curated record